GAAACUUCUUUCUUCAGACUCUUCUUGACCUUGUGCAUGUUGUAUAAAGAACAACAUGUUUUUAAGGGGGUGAAACUUUGACAUCGAAGCUCGGUGAUGUCUACAAGAUGUUGUUUGUGACUGUCAUAAAACAAGUUUAGAAACAUACAGGAUGGAACUAGACACUGUUCUGGAGACCCUUGGAGGUUACGGCACCUACCAAAUGCUGGUCUUUUUCGUUAUCUGCCUGGUUUGUAUGCGAGGAGCAUGGCAUCCCCUAGCAAGUGUCUUCAUAAGUGCAACUCCACCACACCAAUGUAGGCCUCCGGAAAAUUCCUCUCAUCUCUGGAUUUCCAGUCAAGGAGAAGAUGGAUCAAAAUGCCAGUUGUCCGGCAAUUUCAGUAAUAUGACUUCUGUGUCUGGAGAGUGUCGAGAUGGAUGGCUUUUUAACCUGGAACAUAUAGGAAGCACCAUUGUCAGUGAGUGGGACCUCGUCUGUGAUCGGGAAUACCUUCUGCCCCUCUCCACCUCAAUAUUUAUGGGCGGUGUCAUGGCGGGUGCACUCUUCAUAUCAGUCCUUGCUGACCGUUUGGGGCGUCGGCCAGUGAUGUGUGUCUGCCUUGCUCUACAAGCUGUUAUUGGGUUUGGUUCUGCAUUUGCCAAUGAUAUCAUUUUGUUUAUGAUCUUGAGGUUUAUUAUUGGCGCCCUUAAUCAGGGAAUUUCCCUUUCUGGGUAUGUCUUGGUAACUGAGCUUUUCCCGUCCCACUGUCGCACCCGCCCAGGGAUUGCCAUCCAGUUCUUCUGGGCAAUAGGAAUUAUGGUACUUGCUGGUCUGGCUUACUGGAUGCAAAAUUGGCGACACCUGCAAAUGAUGAUCUCAGUACCGAGUCUUGUACUGGCAGCUAGUUACUGGUUCAUUCCGGAAUCAUUACCUUGGCUUAUAGCAAAUAGAAAAGACACUGAGGUGGAAAAAACCCUGAACAAAAUUGCAAAAUUGAACAAAAAGACUUUACCAGCCAACUGCGUGAAUGACCUCUUUAAUCUAAAUGAGGAACUUAGUCACCAUGAUAGACAAUCAGAAAAUGGGAGCUUACCAAAUACUUCAUGUCAUCCUAUGAAUGCCAUUGUCCCAGAGGAACCUCAUGAUCACUCGGAGAAGGAAUUUGAGCAACUGGAUAAAAAAAAGGAUACCAACGGUUCUCAUGAGGUUGAUACUGGUACUCAAUCAACACUAGAUCAGGAAGAGGGUGCGUCAGAUCAUAUCGCCUCCGGGACAGAACUGCUCAGACAGCAAGAUGAGGCAGGUGACGCAGCAAAGGCAUAUCAUAUCUUUCAUCUCUUUACACGGCCAAAGAUGGCGAUGUAUACAAUCAUUAUUUGUUAUAUAUGGAUGGCGAACAGUCUUGACUACUAUGGCAUUUCCUUGAGUAUCUCUGAGCUGGCCGGAGAUCCAUACCUCAAUUUCUUUAUCAGUGGCCUGGUAGAGGUUCCUGCAUAUCUCGUCUGCAUGUUCUCUCUAGAAUAUUUACUUGACUACUAUGGCAUUUCCUUGAGUAUCUCUGAGCUGGCCGGAGAUCCAUACCUCAAUUUCUUUAUCAGUGGCCUGGUAGAGGUUCCUGCAUAUCUCGUCUGCAUGUUCUCUCUAGAAUAUUUUGGUCGACGCCUCCCUCUUUCAAUAUUUCAAUUGCUUGGUGGAUUUGCAAAUAUCUGCUGUAUAUUCAUUCCAUCCAAAACAGCAUCUGGGACAGAUCUCACACAUUAUAUCACAGCGCUGGCAAUGAUUGGCAAGUUUGGCAUCACUGGAUCCUUCUCUACAGUCUUUCUUUAUACAUCAGAGUUAUUUCCAACAUCCAUCAGGAACGGAAGUGUUGGGUUUUCUUCAUUCUGGGAUACAUUGGGUGCUCUUUUUGCUCCAUUUGUGAUUUACAGCGCCAAAACCAUUCCACAACUUCCUCAAGGUAUCUUCGGCGCCAUGGCAGUCCUCGCAGGCCUGCUCACACUCCUUUUACCAGAAACACUCAACAAACCUUUGCCAGAGACAAUUGAAGAGGUAGAAAACCUUCACAGGAAUCUACCUCAUACGUGCCAUUGCAAGAGAAGGAUAUUAGCAGACAGUUCUAUCGAAAAUGAUGUUGUAGGGUUUUGACUAAAGGAUUAUUUUUCAGUAGGUCAGAUUUAGAAUAUUGCAGGUGUGUUAGUAGUUUACUUUCUGCUUAAGCAAUGAUGAGGCCACAAAUCUUUUGUUUUUAGUGGGUUUGUUUGAUAUCGUAACAUAUCGUAACAUAUCGUAGCAUGUGCAAAUUGUUUCAGAUGUGUGCUUUGCUCAUUAUAAGAUAAUCUUAAUAAAUACCUUUUUUGUACA
Lineus longissimus is the source of this 2341-nucleotide messenger RNA. RefSeq names its product organic cation transporter protein-like. Gene Ontology annotation, biological process: transmembrane transport. Gene Ontology annotation, molecular function: transmembrane transporter activity. Gene Ontology annotation, cellular component: membrane. Lineage: Eukaryota; Metazoa; Nemertea; Pilidiophora; Heteronemertea; Lineidae. The transcript has 11 exons. The coding region runs from base 152 to 2125 and encodes 657 amino acids. The record is from RefSeq and is a predicted model, not a curated record.